This is a messenger RNA of Paramecium primaurelia, 1808 nucleotides long. Lineage: Eukaryota; Ciliophora; Oligohymenophorea; Peniculida; Parameciidae. The record is from the annotation of a GenBank genome assembly.
AUGGAGCAUUUAGUCCUGUUGUUAAUAUGGGAUGUAAUAUGUUCUGUUAUCCAAUUUAAUCCAAAAGAUAAAAAUCGUAGUUUCUUUUCUAAAUCUAAUUAACAAAUAGAUUAUUUUUUUUUUGGUUAAAUUCAUAAAGUUACUCCGAUUUGUAUUGAGAGAUGUAAAUUAGCACAUCGUACAGGUUCAGGAUUGAAUAUGAAACUUAAAAUAAAAUAAGAAGAAAUUUUAGAAAAUUAUGAAUAAUUAACUGGCAGAUGGACAUCUCAUCUAGAUAUAAAUAAUUAAAGAUAUUGGGAUAUUAAUGUUCAUAGGUACAAUAAUUAAUUUGUCAUAGACCUUUUAUUUUAGAGCUUGAAUCUAAACCACUACCAUCAGAUUGUCUAUAUAGACUAGAUUUACUAUUAAUGAAGGGAAAAGAAAUACAAAGAGCCUAGGAUAUGAAAGAGAAGAUGGAAGUAGAAUAAAGAAGGGACUAAAAGUUAAGACCAAGAAGGUAAAUCUGAUGUAAUAUAUAAUUUAAAUGAAUACACUGUUAAUUUACUUGUCUCAUCAGAAUAAUAUUUAUUAAAAUACCUAUGGAUUUUGAAAUCAAUGAUUCCAUUCAAGCAGAAAAGAGAAAAUAUCUUCUUCUAACCUUAAAUGGAUAACCAGAUGCUAAUAUCAUUAGGUUUAAGUUUUUUUAAGUAAUUUGAUUUUAUAAACCUUAGAGGUAAAUUUGUAUGGCUGAUAUCAAAACUAAAGCUGAGAAUUAUUAUCAAAUGAAAAUUCAAUGUCUUAGAUUGUUUACUUAAUAAGGCAUAGAGAUAUUUUAAGAAGAUCUUCCAUAUAUAAAAGAGGGGACUCUCUUAUAUAUAUCAGACAGUAUACAUUGUAUCCAAUUUAUUUCUUAGGCAGCGACUUUGAUGCUUAUUCAUAAAUAAGUGUUUAUCAAAUAGUUAAAGUACUUGGAGAGGGUGGAUUUGGGAAGGUGAUGUUAGGUAAACAUAAAGUAACAGGAGAACAGGUAGCAAUAAAACUGAUAGAUUCUGGGAAAUUAUGGAAUGCUGAGGAUAUUGAUUUAGUGUUUAGAGAGGCAGAAGUGAUGAAGAAUCUUAGACAUAAUAAUAUCAUAAAAAUAUUAAACUAUUAUACACUUCCAAAUAUGUAAGUUGUAUUAAUAAUGGAAUUCUUACAAGGAGGGGAUUUGGUUGAAUAUAUUUAAGGUGUAUAAUAAUAUAAUAAAUUUAGAAAAAGGAGGAUUGUCAGAGGAAGAAGCUAGAGUAAUAUUUCGAUAGAUUGCUGAAGCUAUUCGUUAUUGUCAUGAUAAACGUCUUAUUCAUAGAGAUUUGAAAUUAGAAAAUGUGUUAUUGACAUCAAAAGCAGAAAAAAUGAUUAAAAUAAUUGAUUUCGGUAUUGCAACAGUUUCAACAAAUUUUACAAUUGAUAAAGUUGACAGAGGAUCAUUAAGUUACAUGCCUCCAGAAGUAGUAGGUGGUUAAGCUACUGAAAUAAGAUCAUCUAUAGAUAUUUGGGCAUUAGGAGUAAUCCUAUAUGCUCUUGUUUGUGCUAAUUUACCUUUUACUUCCAGAAGUGAUGAGUAAACUAUUGACAAUAUCUUAAAGUGUAAUUAUACAUUCCCUUCUCAUCUUAUUCUAAGCAAAGAAUAUAAGGAAUUAGUAACUAAUAUGUUGAAUCCUGAUCAAUCAGAAAGAUAUUCAGCAUAUUAAAUAUUAAGUCAUCCUUGGAUGUAGAAGGUUUUGACUUAAUCACCUACUAAAAUGCUUAAUCCUCGUACUUUAGCNAAAUACAAAGAGCCUAGGAUAUGA